Molecule: messenger RNA, 504 nt
Organism: Aplosporella prunicola CBS 121167
Lineage: Eukaryota; Fungi; Ascomycota; Dothideomycetes; Botryosphaeriales; Aplosporellaceae
Exons: 3
Coding region: 1-504 (167 amino acids)
Source: RefSeq, a predicted model, not a curated record
AUGGCUGAUCCAAGUCUCUACGCAUACCCUUCGCCCCUAAAGGGCUACGAGAAUCUUCCGUCGCUUCCAGAUGAGCGAAACUCCGAUGGCAAAUCCUAUGUCAAUCCUCCGGCAGAGAAGCGCAGUGAAGCUUAUUCGGAAUUCCCUGCACCAAUUACCAAUGGCAUCCGGGGUGGCUUCGAUGUCCAUGUUUAUUUCCUCCAGUCAGACGAAGAGCAGACAAACUUUGCCAAGCAAUUGUGGGAAAGAGUGAGACGAGAGUUUCCUGAACUCCGUAUCUAUCAAGUUUGGGAUAAGCCUAUUGGGCCGCACAUCACUGGCAUGUUCGAAGUAAAUCUUUUCACCCCGGAGCAGUUCGGUGCAUUCAUCCCCUGGCUGGUGAUCAACCGUGGUCCACUGUCUGCACUCGUACAUCCUAACACAGGGGAAGACGAAAGAGAUCACACGCAACGUGCAACAUGGAUGGGGCAGCCUUUGCCUCUACGUCUGAAGCUAUUUAAGUAA